GAUGAGAUCAAAACACAAUCAACCCAGUCACAUACAUAUAAUAUUCGUUUGCCGAGUGAUAAGUGCAUAAAUGAUAAGUGCUUUGAGUGAAUAUUACAAACGGGCGCACAAGUACAUAAUUUUUGCUCCUUCGAAUCGUAUUCCACGUCGACCGAUAACAGCAACGCUGCUUGAAAAGGAGAAGGAACCAACGAAGGCAUCGACGCAACAGUGCUGCACGACGCCGAUUUCCAACUAACGAGCAUCUGUCUUUGGCAAAAGGUAGCUUCAUCUGAAACAAAAUGGAGAUACAAAAUAAUAUACUUCAUGGUCCACCAAUAACAGAAGUACCAAACAUAUCUCUGGGACAACAUUUGUUCAAUUGUCUACAUUCUAAUGCUGAUCAGAUUAUGCAAGUAGAUAUUCAAACUGGUAAACACUACACAUGCAAGGAUAUUCUCGAAAAAAGCACAAUAUUAUCUGUUGCUUUGAGAAAUUAUGGAAUCAAGGUGGAAGACAGAAUUUCCGUUGCAGCUGAAAACCAUCCACAUUACGUGGUAUCGAUAUGUAGCACGUUAUUUAUCGGAGCUACAUUUGCACCGUUGAAUCCAGCAUAUACAGAAAGAGAAUUUACGCACAUGCUGGAAAUUUAUCAGCCACGGGUGUUGUUUGUAUCGCGACGCACUGAAAACAUUUUGGCGAAAAUUGCAUCUACUGUAAGCUGGAAUAUGAAAUUAAUCGAAUUGGAUGAUGAGCCUCUUGAUGGAAAUAUAAUAACCUUAGACAAGGUUUUGGAAAAAUAUCAAAGUGUCACGGAUCCCUAUGCGUCUUCAACGGUGCAGAUAGAUAAUAACAGGAAAAGAAUGGCAGCUAUUUUAUGUUCUAGCGGUACAACAGGCCUUCCAAAAGGAGUAAUGUUGUCUCAUCGAAAUUUGUUACUUUUCAUCCAAAAUCUAAGUGCCCCAGGAACAAUGGAUAUUCGACGUGGAGACCGAAUACUAGUUUUCUUGCCAUUAUUUCACGGUUAUGCGUUCGGAAUGAUGAAUACGGCAAUAAGUUGCGGUGCAGUUAUAUACAUAAUGCGAAACUUCGAGUUAGAAACGUUACUCAGUUCCGUAGAAAAAUACAGAAUUACGCAUAUACCAUUGGUCCCUCCAGUUUUAGUUGGUCUUGCGAAACAUCCAAUGGUGCCAAAUUGUGAUUUCAGCAGCGUGAGAGAGAUCGUUUCCGGUGCGGCACCGCUUUCGCCGGAUGUAGCAAACGAAGUGAAGCAACGUACAAAGCUGAGAGCUAUUCGAAAUGGUUACGGUAUGACGGAAUUAUCAAUACUAUCAAACAUGAGUGAUAGGACGAGCAAUGAUAACUCCAUAGGUCCAAUACUGCCUGGCUUUAAGUGCAAAGUGGUAAAUGUAGAAACAGGCGAGACCCUGGUCGCAAGAAAAAUUGGGGAAGUUUGUUUCACAGGUGAUCAAGUAAUGUUGGGAUAUUUUAAAAACCCUAGAACCACUGCAGAAACAAUCGAUAAGGAGAAUUGGUUACACACUGGCGAUCUAGGAUAUUUUGACGAAGAAGGAUCGCUAUACAUUACAGGACGUAUAAAAGAAGUUAUUAAAUAUAAAGGUUUUCAAGUUUCACCAUCUGAGAUCGAAGCAGUAAUAUUGUCGCAUCCAAGCGUUAAGGAUGUAGCAGUCGUGGGUAAACCGGACAAACUCAGCGGAGAGAUACCAAUGGCUCUGGUAGUCAGACAACCUGAGAAAACUAUAUCGGCGAAAGAAAUCGCGGAUUUCGCUAAUGAAAAUCUGUCACCACAAAAAUGGCUGAGAGGCGGUGUAAAAUUUGUCGAGCAUAUACCCAAAACAACAACGGGAAAAAUUAUACGAAGAGAAUUGAUUAAUAUCACAACUAAAUUGUGAAUCAAUUUUUCUAAUUACUCGAAAUAUAUGUACUAAAUACACAACUUCUGUAUGCACACACACAUUCAACUAAGUGUUUUAUUUAAUCGCCUAUUUGAAUAUAUAAAAUGUACCUGUCCAACAUAAUCCGUGAAUAAAUUGUAGACCAUAUAUUGCUUACCAAUCCGGAUACAUCAGACAUACGUGUGCACUUUAGUAGUGUCGUUACAAGCAUACGUUUGUGACGGGAGCAGCGUCCGAGCAGCGUGAGAGAAGGGUGGGGAUUAUUGUUUACGAGAACGAACCUGAUACGAAGUCAGAUAACCUCUAGGAUAGAUACUCAUGCGGGUGAACCUGGCAUUAGGUCAGGAAGCCGCAGGAGGUUAAAACUUCAUGAACGGACCCGAAGCGAAGUCGGCAAACCGUCAGGAGUUUAAAGCAGAAAGAAACGAAGCUGACGCGAAAUCAGAGAGCCGCAGGAGGGGUUUGGUUUCCAUGGAUGAACCCGAUACAAAAUCGGGCAGCCACUUGGUUGCAAAAAUUUCUUUUGGAUGCUGAGACGCGGAACGAGCAUAAUAGGCUUGAAUGUUAGCGUUUAAAUAAUUCAACUCAAAUUUAUAUAAAGCAAUAUAUUGUAAUGAAAAGGUUGUUACAGGUGUAUUUGUCGCGAAUAAAUGAGUGUAUCAAUGUG
Messenger RNA from Bombus impatiens (common eastern bumble bee), 2562 nucleotides. Its product is annotated as 4-coumarate--CoA ligase 1-like. The transcript is spliced from 7 exons. Gene Ontology annotation, molecular function: long-chain fatty acid-CoA ligase activity. Lineage: Eukaryota; Metazoa; Arthropoda; Insecta; Hymenoptera; Apidae. The record is from RefSeq and is a predicted model, not a curated record. Gene Ontology annotation, biological process: long-chain fatty acid metabolic process; fatty-acyl-CoA biosynthetic process. Bases 282 to 1892 code for a protein of 536 amino acids.